This is a messenger RNA of Prorocentrum cordatum, 339 nucleotides long. The record is from the annotation of a GenBank genome assembly. Lineage: Eukaryota; Dinophyceae; Prorocentrales; Prorocentraceae.
AUGCGAUGCGAAGCCUCCGGCGUCGCUGGCUCCAUGCACAGGGAAAGCUUGCCAAUCUCGUCAUGCAUACCCGGCUCCGGGGGGCCGAAAUGCCGGGCUGGCGGCCGCCUCCGUCUCGCCGCGGUCUCCGCCGCCCGGCGCCACGCGGGCGCCUCGCCGGCGGCUUCCUUGGCCCCUCCUCUGCGCCCGCGGGGCCUGGCGGCGCAUUGGGAGGGCGGCAGGGAGGGGAAGAAGGCGAGGACCAUGGCCAAGAAGUCGGUCAUUGGUCAUCGUCCACCUUGGACAUCGCCCAUUCGUGGAUCUUCCUCGCGGAUCAGCGACGGCCAACAUGGAUCAUGA